AUGGCAAUUACAACCUCGACUACCACUGCGGUUGAACUCUCGCCACUUCCUCCGCUACCCAAUAGCUCUGGCCAUAACCGGUUUCAUAAUGGCGCAUCCCGCCUAGCAGAUUCCGAGGUGCCGGAUGGAGGUUAUGGCUGGGUCGUUAUCACUGGCUGUGCCGUCCUCGCAUGGUGGUUUGUUGGGACAGGAUAUAGCUGGGGAGUGAUUCAAGGAGCUCUCGUGGAAAAGGGUCUCUCGACGCCUGCGACUCUGUCAUACGUCGGCUCACUAGCUGUUGCUAUCAUCUCAUUCCUGGCGAUUAUCAAUGCGCGCGUUAUUAGGGCUAUCGGGGUGCAAAAGACCGGCAUGCUGGGCAUCUUGAUCCUGGGUGUAUCCGAGAUCCUGAGUGGUUUCACAGUUAAAAACCUUGCAGGACUAUUUGUUACGUCUGGCGUCUCGCUCGGCGUAGGGCUGAGCUUGUGUUUCAUGGCUGCAACUGCAACGCCAGCGCAAUAUUUCAGCAAGAAAAGAGGUCUGGCAAACGGCAUCGUAUUCGCGGCAGGAGGGUUAGGGGGAGCCAUCAUUAGCUUGGCCUUGGACGCAGUAAUUCAACGACUUGGAACUGCUUGGGCGUAUCGUAUACUUGGACUUGCGACACUGCUUACUGGUCUGCCGGCGGCAUGGUUGGUGAGGGAGCGCUCACCAGUCAAGACUGCGGGAUUCAUCGAGUGGCGCCUCUUCCGAGAUCUCGAGUUUGUGAUCAUAUUUGCUACCGGCGCUGUUGCUACAUUCCCCCUGCUUGUUCCUGCGUUCUUCAUACCGCUCUACGGACGAUCAAUCGGCUUGUCUUCAUCUACUGGGGCAGGUCUUUUAGCAGGCUUCAAUCUCUCGUCGGCUGCAGGCAGAAUACUCUGCGGUUUCCUUUGCGACAAAAUCGGAUCACUCAACGCAUUAUUGAUUUCACUAUUGAUCAACGCCAUCACAAUGCUAGCCUUGUGGCCUGCCUCUACUACGCUUGCACCGUUAGUUGCGUUCGUCGUUCUCAACGGUGCCGCGAAUGGUGGCUUCUUCUCUACUAUUCCCACAGUAGUGGGUAACGUGUUUGGAUCCCAAAGAGUAUCUGUGGCCAUGGCCAUGGUUGUUACUGGUUGGGGUGGUGGAUAUCUAAUGGGUUCGCCAAUUGCUGGAUAUCUGCUGGAUGCCUACGGCGGAACAGAAAGCGGAUUUCAAGCAUACAGGCCAGCGAUAACAUAUGCAGGAUGUAUGGGGCUUGGGGCUGUCGGGCUCGUAGCGUUUGCAAGAUUUCGGAAGAAUCGCUCAAUUUUUGCAAAAGUUUAG
This is a messenger RNA of Trichoderma asperellum CBS 433.97, 1320 nucleotides long. NCBI's taxonomy places the organism in Eukaryota, Fungi, Ascomycota, Sordariomycetes, Hypocreales, Hypocreaceae. The record is from RefSeq and is a predicted model, not a curated record.